Molecule: messenger RNA, 891 nt
Organism: Chironomus riparius
Lineage: Eukaryota; Metazoa; Arthropoda; Insecta; Diptera; Chironomidae
Source: the annotation of a GenBank genome assembly
AUGACGGAAAGUUCAGUUUUUGAGUCAAAAAAUAUUUUCCAUUCAUCAGUGCCAUUACAUUAUUUAUCUAAAUUCGUUGGUCUCGGAUUUUAUAAAUUCAAUGUCAAUGGCAGUGCUUUUGAGGUUCAUGUAAUCCACAAGAUAUGCUUCAUUGGUUCAAUGUUAAUAUUUUGUUUGAUAUUUUUGUACGAUAGUUUUUCAUCAUUCAAAACGUACUUUGGAUAUGAAUUGGAAGACACAGAGUCCAGCUAUCUUUCAAGUGUUAAAUAUAUUGAAAUGAUCUUCGAGAUGAUUUUUGCAUUCAUCAUCAUAAUUUUCCAUCAGAAUCGUAUUCAGCAUAUCCAAAAAGUUCUGAUUAAUUUGAACAAUUUUGAUGAAACACUUAAGGAAUUAAAGUGGAGAUUCUUGGUUAAAAAUUCAUGGAAAUACUUCUUAGCGGUGAUUGCUUUUGUUGUCUAUAUUGUAUUGGCAAUUUGCUUUCAAAAUUUGAAAACUAUUAUGACUCUUUACGAUUGGUUUGAUUUGAUCGUCUAUCAACUUAAUCUUCUAUUGUACACAACAGUUAUUACUCAAUUCACUGUAAGUGUUCUUGCGGUGAAAGCUAGAUUGGGUGUUUUACGGAGGAAUGUUAAAUUCGUGUCACACAUAGCUGAAUGUGCGAACAAUAUUGAUUCCGAUGACUUACCGCUAGCAACACAGAUGCAGCUUCUUAUGGAACUUCUAAAAUUAAGACCAAUUAAGAUUACGUGUGGAUUUUUCGAAAUUAAUCUGCCACUGCUACUUUCUAACAUUGUUGUUGUCGGAAAUUAUUUAGUGAUCAUCUGUCAAUUUGAGAUUACACAACAAGCCAACAACUCAUGCGCCGAUACAGCAUCAUCGAAGACAGUGUAA